AUAUAUAUAUCAAUAAAUAAGUAAAUAUCAGUUUUGGAUGUAAGAAUAUCUGAAGGCCAAGUAUUUUUGUAAUUCUAUGUUUGUAUGAUUUUAGCCCAUUAAGUAGAUGUACAUUUAAAUGUGAAAAAAUUGAAAUAACUACUUGUUAUAAAGAAUUAUACAUAAUAUGUAUGUAUAAUAAAUAUAUAUUAUAAUGGCUACUUUGUCAUUAUUGUGGAGGAAUGGUUUGGCUGUAAGGGGAGAUGUGGAGGCCAAAUAUUUUUGUAAUUAUAUGUUUGUAUGAUUUUAGCCCAUUAAGUAGAUGAUUUAAAUGUAAAAAAUUGAAAUAACUACUCGUUUUGAAUAAUUAUACAUAUGUAUAGUUGUUACUUAGUUUGAAAAUGUCAUUGUUUUUUAAUUUCAGUUUUAGGGGACAUUAUGUGGGGAAUAAUCGGCAAGCAGCCUUUUUGGCCUUGCUACAUUGUAACAGACAAUGAUGGGAGAUCAUACAAAAGGAAAAUGUGCUCCAACGAUGUUUAUAGAAUUUCGUUCUAUGUGCAGUGGAUGGGGGAUGGGAGGCAUUCCUGGGUGGGCCUCUCUUAUUUGGUGCCCUUUGAGAGGGCACCAAACCCCCAACACACUCCGUAUGAUAUGUUGAAGAAUUACAUCCAAACUAUGGCAAGCACUUCACGUGCCAACCCCCCAAAGAGGAGGCGUGAGGAGGAAGAGGAUGCCCCUAGACCUCCCAAGAGAAGAUGUGUUGUAAAUGAACAUCCACAGGCCCCUCUCCGAAGAUCGGAGAGGAUUCGACAACAAAAUUUGGAGAUUGAAAGAGCAGAAGAAGAGCUUCAGAGACUUGAACUGCAGCAUCAGGAACGCCAGAGACAGAGACAGAGAAGGCAACCAAUGAGGAGACUAGCAGAGAUGGUCCUCCCACCACCACCCCCCGUUGAUAUUGUUGGUAAUGUGAUGUGGGGCCGGCUGGGGAAGCAGCCCUACUGGCCUGCAAUGGUGGCCGUCGAUGAGGAUGGCCUAUACUUCAAACAGCAACUGACUGAAAAUGGAGUCCUUAGGCGGCAAUUUUACGUCGAAUGGUUGGCCGACGGGCAGCGGUCAUGGGUGGGGGCCACUUAUUUGGCCCCAUUCGAGCGCCCCCUGAGGGUCUCAGGAACACCCUUAGGGAGUGGGUCCCAAAUAUGGCAAGCACAAGUGGUCGCACUAACCCACCAAAGAGGAGGCGUGAGGAGGAAGAAGGAAGUGUUGACCUUCCUCCUAAGAGAAGGUACAUUGCACAUCAUCAGGCCCCUCUCCGAAGAUCCCAGAGGAUAAUACAAAAAAACACCUCAAAACGAAAGAAAAUGUGAAGGCCUGUAGAGUGCCAAGGAGGCUGGUGGCCAAAGUGGACGCAGCAGUGGAGGAGGCUCUGGAAAUGCAAGAUAUUUUCAUCUAAGUGAUGGUGAUUGGUUCCGUGGUGUUGAACCAGAUAGUGGUGGGACUUGCGGUGUCCUACCUGAGCGUCCUGAUGUGUGGCAUCGGUGUCCUGAUGGCGUGGCGUGGCUUCUCUCCCCUCCGGA
Nilaparvata lugens (brown planthopper) is the source of this 1553-nucleotide messenger RNA. RefSeq lists its product as uncharacterized. NCBI's taxonomy places the organism in Eukaryota, Metazoa, Arthropoda, Insecta, Hemiptera, Delphacidae. The transcript has 9 exons. The coding region runs from base 418 to 1308 and encodes 296 amino acids. The record is from RefSeq and is a predicted model, not a curated record.